AUGAAGAAGCCAUCGACGCUUCUCCGAUCGCUCUCUACGCGCCUCUCUGCGCGGCUCGCGCCGUCGCCGGCGGUGGCUCCCUGGCCGCCGGUGCGCUCCGCCUACGACCGCUGGCUGGCCGCCGAGCUCGACGAGCUCCGCGCCGACCCGAUCGCCCCGUGCACCAGCGCCGCCUGGCUCGGCCGCGCCCUCGGCCUCGCCGCCGCCGCGCAGAGACGGCUCGUCGCGUCGGCGACGCCGGCCCCGCCGGCCGGCAUUGACCGCAAGACCAUCGACGAGUGCGUGGAGGACACGGCGGAGCUGCUUGACGCGUGCGCCGGGCUCAGGGCCCGCCUCGACCUGAUCAGGAGCUACGCCUCCUCCAUGCGCAUCGCGCUGCACUGGCUCGAAGGCCGCGGCGGAGGGGCGACCGCGCGGCGCCGCGCGGCCGCGGCGUUCGCCGAGUGCGAGGCCGUGGAGCGCCGGUGCGGCGCGGAGCUCGCCAAGUGCGGGUCCAACCUGCGCAAGCUCGGCGAGAGGGCGCUUCACGCCAGGCACCCUUCCGGCGGCAGGGCGCAGUGCGAGGAGUCCCUGGCCGGCGCGCGCGCGGCGGCGCUUCUUGCCGUGGGAGCCCUCGGCGUUGCGCUGGCGUUCCGGUCGCGCCGUGCCGUUCCCGGCAUCGCGCACGCCGGCGGCGGCAAGGCCGGAGCGGCGCCCUGGGAGUGCGCGCUCCAGGAGGUGCAGAAGCACGUCAAGGACGAGUACGAGCGCCGCAGGAAAGAGGGCGUGCCGUGCAUGGCCGAGCUCGACGCCGCGGCCGCCGACGGCCGGACGGUGAAAAGCGCGCUGACCACGGGCGGCCGGCACCUGUCGGAGACCGCGGUUGCGGCGGCGAAGAGGAGGUGCGACGAGCUGGAGGAGAAGGUGUCUGUGCUCGAGGAGAGCGUCGGCGAGCUGCAUAGGGAGCUCAUAAGCGUUAGGAUGGUGCUCUUGGAGUGGUCACAGAGUGCAAGAGGGCAUGAGGUUCUCAGGUUGUGA
Messenger RNA from Triticum turgidum subsp. durum (durum wheat), 1017 nucleotides. The record is from the annotation of a GenBank genome assembly. NCBI's taxonomy places the organism in Eukaryota, Viridiplantae, Streptophyta, Magnoliopsida, Poales, Poaceae.